AUGGAAGAUGAAGAUAACGAUAUAGAAUGGUAUUUUGGUUCACAGGCUUCCAUUCCCAAGAAUGGUUCUACUGCUUCAGCAACUUCUAGCAAAAAUGCUUACCUUGACGUACAAACCGAAGAAUCUAAGACUGAAAAGAACGCACAAAAAGUCGACGAUACUAAUGGUUCCUCUGAAUACAGCACUAGUGAAGACGAUGAUUCGUCAGCUGAGGAUAUAGUUUUUGAUCUCCAGAAAUUGCGGCGUGAACAGAUCAAGCUUAACUUACCAAACGGAUCUGAUACAUCAAAUAGUUCACAGUUGGAGGAUGUUCCUGAAAAUGGGUCUAACGAGCAGCAUAUAAAACAUGCGGUCCGUAAUCCUCUUUGUCCAGUUAAAUCUGCGCAAAGACCUUCAGUUCAUAUGCUUAAUUAUGAAAAGUUUAAAGCAUCAACAAAAUAUUUUUCACCACCGGAUUCUCAUAUUGAUGAUGGAUCUGCUUGGAUUCCUAAAGUUAAACGGACACGACUUCCUAUUGAAUCUCGCAGAGACGAUAUUAUUAAUAUUAUUCGAGAAAAUAAAGUAGUUGUGUUGAGUGGAAGUACAGGAUGUGGCAAGCGCCGUAUCGCUGCAACUUCUCUUGCACACCGGGUUUCUUCUGAACGGGGAACCAAGCUUCGUGGGCAAGUGGGAUUUCAUAUUGGUGGUAAAAAUGGUUAUUCUUCGUCAACUCGAUUACUAUACGUCACAACGGGAAUUUUGUUGGAAAUGUUAAAAGCUGACCGAUAUUUAAAGUCUUACACUCAUGUAAUCAUGGAUGAGGCUACUAUGAAUACCAAAAAGUUUACUGAAUAUUUUCAUGAAUUUGAAAUCGAGAAAGAUGGUAUUAUAUCGAAAAUCCCAUGGAUAGAUGUACCCGCAAAGAAUUUUCCAGUUGAUGUGUUCUAUCUGGAAGAUAUUUGUCAGGGCCUGGAAGUUACUGAAGCACAUCAAACACUGAUUAUGAGUGAGCCUAAGAAACCCGCAAUGAUGCAAGAACGACGGGAUAUUUUAAUAGACUGGAUUAUGCAUUGCCAUGCUACAUGUUCGGCUGAUGAAGCAUUUUUGGUUUUCUUGCCAGGAAUAUCUGUCAUUGCUGAAGUGAUCAUAUUGGCAACCAAUGUUGCCGAAAGUUCAAUAACGGUCCCUGACGUACGAAUUAUAUUUGAUUCCUGCUUGCGCAAGGACGUGUAUUAUGACAAAGCCACAAGAUGUUAUAGUCUGAAUGAGCAAUGGAUAAGUAAAGAUUGCGCCGAACAACGACGCGGAAGGGCUGAUCCUCCUGAUGAUACUGCAGUUGAUUACGCAUUAGAAGAUUUGGAAGCAACGGGAGCUGUCACCAAGUCUGUCCCAAUUAUUAGGGAAACAGAUGACUGGGUUCAAGGAAGCAUAACAACCUAUGAAUACGAAGUGACUAGACUUGGAUCGAUUCUAGCACAGCUCCCAAUUGAUCUUCAUUCAGGACUAUUAGUUGUAUAUGGUGCCAUAUUUGGGUCCUUAUAUGACACUAUGAUUAUUGCGGGUGUUAUUGUGCAGCCACCUAAUCAGGAAAUAGCUAUUAGUGCGGCAAUUAAAAGAUUCCAUUUAAAUUUGCCUAGUGAAUAUAAAUUGCAAGGAGGUUCUGACUUAAUAUCCCACCUUCGUGCUUAUUUGUUUUGGGAGGAGACAACACAAAAUGACAGUGAAUUUGAUAGGACCAAUGAAUUAAAUUGGUGUCAACAACAGUUUAUUAGUUUAUACUGGAUACGUGAAAUUCAAGAUUUAGUGAUCACUAUCAGAGAAUCGUUAUCUUAUCAAAAUAUAUGUUCACCUCCAACGAAGCAAGAACGAGACAAGAUAC
Molecule: messenger RNA, 1858 nt
Organism: Racocetra fulgida
Lineage: Eukaryota; Fungi; Glomeromycota; Glomeromycetes; Diversisporales; Gigasporaceae
Source: the annotation of a GenBank genome assembly